AUGGACCUGCAGAAACAAGAGCGUCUGAUUUCAAAAGAAAUCUGCCAAGUCGGUCAAACGAGUCCAAACAUGUUGGGCUGUGUUUGGGAUCUUGGUCCUGUUGGACCCAGUCUGCGCUGCCCCCUGCUGGAUGAUCCACAGCUGCCCUCAGGAGCUCUGAUAGACCAGGCCAAACACCUGGGCAACCUGGCCUUCAACAUCUGGACCAACAUGAAGGACCUGGUCUCCUACAGCCCCAUCAUCCUGGACCCAAACACUGCUGGUCCAGGUCUGGUCCUGUCUGAAGAUCUGUGCAUCAUAGACCGAGGAGAUCAGCAGCUUCCUUUUAACCCUGAGAGGUUUGGUACCUGUUCUGUUCUGGGUUCUGAAGGUUUGGAGUCUGGGGUUCACAGAUGGAUCGUGGAGGUUGGAGACAGUAAAGGCUGGAUCCUCGGUGUGUUAGCAGAGUCAGUCCAGAGGAGGGGCUACAUCGAGUCUGGAUUAUGGGAAAUAGAGUUUUUUGAAGGUAAAUACUCCGUGUUGUCUCCAGGAGCUCGUCCCUCUGAUCCAUCAUUUCAGCAGAAGCUCCAGAGGAUCAGAGUGAGUCUGGACUGGGACGGAGGGACUCUGUCCUUCUCUGAUCCUGACACAAACACACACAUACACACCUUCACACACACUUUCACUGAGAAGAUGUUUCCAUACAUCUACACUGCAGAUAAAGUCGAGAUCUCACAGAUGAAGGUCUCUGCAAUCAAAGUUCAGUUCUGA
Austrofundulus limnaeus is the source of this 750-nucleotide messenger RNA. RefSeq names its product zinc-binding protein A33-like. Lineage: Eukaryota; Metazoa; Chordata; Actinopteri; Cyprinodontiformes; Rivulidae. Gene Ontology annotation, molecular function: protein binding. The record is from RefSeq and is a predicted model, not a curated record. The transcript has 2 exons. Bases 1 to 750 code for a protein of 249 amino acids.